Messenger RNA from Rubroshorea leprosula, 2080 nucleotides. The record is from the annotation of a GenBank genome assembly. Lineage: Eukaryota; Viridiplantae; Streptophyta; Magnoliopsida; Malvales; Dipterocarpaceae.
AAUACAUUGAUCUCAGUCAUAACCAUUUCCAAGGUUUGUUAUCCUUUAGUUCAAUUGCAAGUCACUCCAGGCUUGAGGUAUUCAUGCUCACAGGCUAUAACAACAGCCUGAAUAUUGCUAUGCAAACUACUGGCGAGAUCAAUCCAUUGUUUCAACUCAAGGUGUUGGUACUUUCUGAUUUGGGUCUAAACAGUAUUCCCAAGUUUCUCUUUUACCAGCAACAAUUGAGAGCAAUUGAUCUCUCUCACAACAAGUUGAAAGGAAAGCUCCCUGUUUGGUUGCUGGCGAACAAUUCCCAGCUAAGAUUUCUAAAUCUCAGGAAUAACUCUUUUACUGGCCAAUUCCUUUCCCCUUCAUAUACAAUGAGAAACAUUGUUUGGCUGGAUCUCUCAAUCAAUCAACUUCAUGGGAAGCUACCAGAUGAUUUUGGGGACAAACUUCUCAGCUUAGAGUAUCUUAAUUUAUCUGGGAACUCUUUCAAAAAGGACCUUCCGUCUUCGCUUGGUAAGUUGAGAAAUUUGGUUAAGUUGGAUUUGGCCUUCAAUCGUUUCUCAGGUGAAGUGCCGAAGGAAUUACUUGUGGGGUGCACCAUGUUGGAACUUUUGAGGUUAUCUUACAACAGAUUUAGUGGCCAAAUAUUUACAUCUGAAUUCAACUUAAGUUAUUUGAGUCGGCUGGAGUUGAACAACAAUAGAUUCGUGGGAAGGCUAUCCAAUGUGAAGCUUGAGAUAGUAAGCAUAUUAGAUGUUAGCAACAACGACUUGUCAGGUCCAAUUCCCAGUUGGAUAAGUAACGUGAGUUGGAUUCUUGCCAUGGGCAACAACUAUUUCAAUGGCCAAAUCCCCUGUGAAGAGCUUUUGUCUCUAUAUUUUGUUGACCUUUCUCAGAAUCUCCUUUCUGGUCCUCUACCUUCUUGCUUUGAUUUCUCCAAAAUUACUCAGAUUCAUUUAGAAGGGAACAACUUUAGUGGUUUGUUACAAAAUUUUCUUCCCAAUUCGUCAAGUACUCUUUCUGUGUUGAAUCUGAGAGAUAAUAGCUUGUCCGGUGGCAUUCCUCUGCAGAUUAGUACAGUUGUGAACCUAAGGCAACUUUUGUUAGGAAAGAAUCAGUUGAGUGGUUUAAUUCCAAAAACAUUGUGUCUACUGAAAAAAAUAAACAUAAUGGAUCUUUCUAGCAACUCUUUCUCUGGUACUGUACCUUCUUGUUUCCAUAAUUUAACCUUUGGGGAGGUGGUUCAGAAUUAUGGUGAAGCUGUUACACAAGACGGAUUUUUUAUGACAAACGAGUUUACUGAUCGAGGUUAUCUCUAUGGAGUUCUACUGAAGAAGAAUCUGAAUCUCCACAUAGAUACGGAGGUUUCUGGACAGGCUAUGAUUAAUAUUGUUACAAAAAACAGGGCAGGCUCUUACGAGGGUAAAAGUAUAAAUCUUAUGUCUGCUCUUGACUUGUCUUGUCCUAUUCCGGUCACUUUCUCGAAGUUAGGCCAGAUUGAAAGCAUGGACCUUAGCUACAACAAUCUGAGUGGAGAAAUUCCUCCAGAACUGGCCAACCUGAACUUCUUAGAGGUCUUCAAUGUUUCAUACAACAACUUAUCUGGGGAAAUACCAACAACCAAAGCACAGUUUCUAACAUUUGACAAUAGUAGCUAUGAAGGAAAUCCAUUUCUUUGUGGACUACCGAUAUACCUAAAGAUGACAACUCCAGAAAAUGGAAUCCCUCUUGCAACCUUAACAAUCUCCUUUCACAAAACAGACUCCUUCAACCAGAAAAAUCCCUCCUUUACUCCGUCGUCAACACCACACUCAAAACCAAAAGAACCCCCUCUUUUACUCUACCGUCAACACCAGACUUGAUAGAAUAUAUUUAUGCAUUGGGGUCAUUAUGUCAUUUAGCCUUGUAUUCUCUAUAUAUAUACAAUUUUCUAAUGAGAAGAAACUACGGUAUUUUACUCUGUUUCAUGGUAUCAAAGCUAGGGAAUUAGGGCACCAAAAUUGUUAAGGUUUAUCUAGCCGUCAAGGGUCGUCUUUUUCAAUUCCUUCUUUUCUUUUGUCUCGUUUCACAAUCAAUGGAGUCUCCAUCU